GCACAGUACCUAUGUGAUUGACCCCAAAUAAACAAAGACAAAUAAACAAAUCAGAAGUGCCUAAUGGUGGAAAUGAGCAUCAUGGUUCUGGGGUAUCCAACAAAUACCUAGGUAAAUAGCUGUAUCUAAUUACAACAAAAAUCUUCUACAAUUUGGUGUCUUUUACUUAAAUUAUAAAUAAAAAAAAUCUCAUCAAAUAUAAAUUCAUAAUUCGAAAAAUUUCAAAAUCCAAAGAAUAAGGUCGCAACUAAGGAACAUAUUACAGUACUUAGUCUUGUAAGAUUAUAAACAUCCACAGCCUUGAUCCUGUAAAUUUGUUUAUAUUUUGAAUCUGUCAAAACCAAUUAAAUCAAAGUCAAGGGAAGGUUUAUCUGACUUAAGAAGAGGUAAAAACAGGAUGCUGUUGAAAUCUGAUGGUUUGGUCCUCAGCAUAGCACGCCUGCAGGAAGUACAACGGAGAAGUCUGCUUCAUUAGUGCAACAAACUCUGGGUUUACUCUACAGUCGUCAACACGGCUAGCAUUAAAGAAGUGAGAAACCGCCUUUUCUACCAGUUAGCCAUGAGAAAAUUCGCCAGAAAAAUAUCAGUACCGGUAUACCAUCAAUUUGUAGAAAAUUGGGUAUAGAAGAAAAUUACCUUGAUAAUUAUGAAUUUUAUGUAUUUCCAAUAUGAUGGGAUUGGUUUAAAAAAAAAUACACAUUAUUCUGUAUUUUAAAUUAUGCUACUUGUUUAGUUCUUGACAGUUCUUUUAUGUCUUAUUAGGUCUUUUUGUAACCAAGCACUUAUUACUUACUCAGGUCUCUCGACUUCUGUGAAAGUCAGGAGUCCAAAGUUUUAAUCAUCAGAUAAAUUUCACUCUUUGUAAUUAUUGAAAAAAAACUUUUUUUAUUGUCGCAACAAAGAAAUAAAAUAAGAGUAAAAAUUACAGUCACGACUUUCUUUAACAACCAUACAAUCAAACAUGACAAAUUUGUUUCCUGAAUGCUUCUAAAACACUUACAAAUGUUUGACACACUAAUUUAAUGAAGUAGCACUUGGGUUGCACAAGAAGUUCCUCUCUUGGGUCUCUUGGGUCAUUAAGAUUUAAUUUGAGAACAGUUACUCGGUAUAAACACAUUUAUGAGAAAACCAUGGUAUUUGGUCAUCUCCGUCAACAAGUACGCGUGUAAUACUACACUGCCAGUGUUUCUUCGGUAUGGCAGCUAUCACCUACUUUGUGAUCUGUGGAUUACUGUGUAUGUUUGUCCAUGGUUCGAAGUGUCCGACGGACUGCCACUGCACUUAUGAUGAAGUCGAUUGCUCCCAAAACCAACUGUUGGAGAUUCCUUCGGAAAUUCCAUCAGAGGCUCGGACGCUUAAAAUGAAUUUCAACCAAGUGAGUGUUUUGGACAUAAUGAUAACAAUUCCCCUUCAGCGGUUGGUGGUGUUGGAGCUACAGAGCAAUCUGCUUCAUAAUAUAGGAGCAGGAUCCCUUAUGAGAAUGACCAAGCUGGAAAAACUUGAUCUCACCGACAACUCUCUGAGAACACUCAAUGCGAACACAUUCUUCAGGAUGCAAAGCCUUAAGACUCUGAUUUUAUGCAAGAAUCAUCUGGUUGAUAUCGAUGAUGCAAUUAAUAAUCUUCCUGCCUUGGAACUGCUUGACCUGUCUUGGAAUAAUAUAACCGCCUUGUCAGCUAGAUCUUUUAAAUUACUACCUAAACUUAGAAUGCUAAAGCUAGGUUAUAAUGCCAUCUCCUCCAUUGACACAGACACAUUCACAGUUCUGACAUCCCUCCAGUCGCUGGAACUCAACAAUAACCCACUACACAGCAUUGAUGGAGUCUUAUCCACACUCCCUACUCUAAGAAUGCUAAAUAUCAAGAAUUGUUUACUCAAACAUUUCCCCAAAGAAUUGCCAGAGUCAGUUCUAUUCAUUGAUGCCAGUGAAAAUAAAUUGACAAAUAUAAGACAGGACAUUCAUCACAAUGCAGUAAUUCUGAGUCUUAACGACAACGACAUAACAGAAAUAGAGGAUGGUGCUCUUUCACAAUUAACGAAAUUAAGCAAGUUGGAGCUCCAAAACAAUUAUCUAACAGAGCUGCCAAAGAUUCCUCCUUCACUUCAUUAUUUCAAUAUUCAAAACAACCUAAUCAGUGAACUGGAUUCUAUUUCAUUACCUGAAAAUUCUCAGCUUGAGGAGUUUUAUCUGCAAAGAAAUCUAAUAUCCAACAUAACUUUAGGGACUUUCAGGAAAGUUACUUCCCUUAAAAAGCUAAGUAUAGGAGAAAACCUCAUUCAGAAUAUGAGCUCAAAGUUGUUUUAUAAUGUGUCUAGCCUUUCUUAUCUCAACAUUGACAAGUUACACCUUGUGGAAAUAUCGGAAGAUGUUUUUGAUAACCUUGAGAACCUUCUUAAACUGUCAAUGUCAGGAAUCACUAUAGCCCAAGACUCAAUCAAGGGAAAUUUCCUUCGACCUCUAUUGAAAUUAAGUACUCUAGAUCUCAGCCACAGUCCUACUUUAGCCAAGUACUUGUUGGAAUCUUCUGCGAUGCUGAGAAACCUGCGAUUUAUAAGUGAGUUGAACUUAAUGUCUAACAAUCUCACCACCUUACCAAACCGCAUAAUGGGUAGUCUGCCUCAUAUUGAGGAACUGAACAUCUUGGAUAACAAUUUCCAUUGCGAUCAAAGAUUAGUAUGGUUAGGACAAUGGAUAAAGCUUGGAACCUCUCAGUUCUCCGACCCAGAAGAUAUUGUCUGUUACACACCACAGGACCUGAACGGUCAAACGAUAAGUGAACUUAAAACAUCAGACUUUGUCCCAGCAACGACUCCUUUACCAGGCCUCGGUACAAGUUUUCACGCUGUGACGUUUUUUCCCACGGAGAAACCCCUGGGUCCUGAUAGCAUGUCCAAUGAGCAGACGGUGUCCUUGGCAGCCACCAACACUCAGUUCAUUGCCCUGACAGUUUCAGUUUCUGUCUUCAUUGUUCUGGCAGCUAUAGCUUUCGUCGUAUUUCACAUCUGCAGACAGACUCGAUGUCUGGACUAUAACAGAUCCACUGUCAUUAAUCACCCACCCCCUGUCAACUUUUUUAUUUCCAACGAGGAAAAUGCCCCAGUUCCUCCCCCACCCAGGCUGACGCGUGAAGAUCGGUGCUCAGUGACCUCACAGACAUCAAGGGACAUAACUAGUGAGGAGCAGGGGGUCAAAGUGUAUACAUGGAGUGGGUAGCUUGGUUGUAUAAUUACACUGUUAUUUAAUGACAUGUCCAAUAUCAAGAAUGAAAUUUAAUUCAAUUUUUUUUUUAUGCGAAUAAAAUAAAUCCAACAUGAAAUUUUUAUG
Messenger RNA from Magallana angulata, 3325 nucleotides. Its product is annotated as carboxypeptidase N subunit 2-like. Bases 1196 to 3214 code for a protein of 672 amino acids. The transcript has a single exon. Gene Ontology annotation, molecular function: protein binding. The record is from RefSeq and is a predicted model, not a curated record. Lineage: Eukaryota; Metazoa; Mollusca; Bivalvia; Ostreida; Ostreidae. Gene Ontology annotation, cellular component: plasma membrane.